Molecule: messenger RNA, 2170 nt
Organism: Bactrocera oleae (olive fruit fly)
Lineage: Eukaryota; Metazoa; Arthropoda; Insecta; Diptera; Tephritidae
Product: odorant receptor 33b
Biological process (GO): detection of chemical stimulus involved in sensory perception of smell; sensory perception of smell
Cellular component (GO): plasma membrane
Molecular function (GO): olfactory receptor activity; odorant binding
Source: RefSeq, a predicted model, not a curated record
UAGAAGUCGCAUAAUUUACACGCGGUUCUACAACUAACUAAGUUAUUUCUAAAGGCCUCCUUCAGAGAUGGCGAGUUCAAAUGAAACCUUUCAGCCUGUGGACUCAGUGGUGUUGUAUCGCGCUUUCUGGCUAUGCUGGCAGGUGGUCGGAAUCUCAACUACAAGCUGUAAAUACUUCUGUGGCUUCUACGACCUUCUCAUAAAUGUGCUGGUGACAAUUUUCUAUCCAAUCCAUUUGUUUGUGGGUCUCUUCCUGAAUCCAACGCCAGCAGAUCUCUUCCAAAAUCUGUCAAUUACCAUUACCUGUUUCGUUUGCAGCGUGAAGCAUUACUUAUUGCGUCGUAAAUUACCGCAAAUACGCGCGGUGCAAGCGCUGCUCACCGACCUGGACAAGCGUGUCGAGGGCGUAGAGGAACACGCAUACUUUGAAGAGGAACUUGUUGUUGGCGCAAAGAAUGUCUGGAAAUUAUUUUCCAUCGCCUAUGGUGGCGCAAAUAUGGCAGCAAUUUCAGCCACGCUACUGAGCAAGGAACGCCGUCUAAUGUACCCCGCAUGGCUACCAUUCCAAUGGGAGGCCAACACGUUCAGCUACUGCGCUGCGGUCAUUUACCAGAUUGCCGGUGUUACAAUACAAAUCAUACAGAAUCUAGCCAAUGACAUCUUUCCACCAAUGAGCCUCUGCAUCAUUGCCGGACACGUGCAUUUGCUGGCGUUGCGCGCGGCCAAAGUGGGUGCGGAUGCCGAGAAAUCUAUGAAGCAGCAUACUCACGCGUUGAUCGAAUGCAUAGAGGAUCAUAAGAAACUGGUGCGCAUUUUUCAACUGACGCAGGAUACGCUCUCACAGGCGCAACUGGUGCAGUUCAUUUCCAGUGGCUUGAAUAUGUGCAUAGUGUUGUUCUAUUUGAUUUUCUAUGUGGACAAUGUAUUUUCCUACAUUUACUAUGCGGUUUAUUUUGUCAGUAUGGCUAUUGAAUUGCUGCCGAGCUGCUUCUAUGGCAGCAUGUUGACUUAUGAGUUCCAGCAACUGUCGUCGGCAAUCUUCAAGUGCAGCUGGCUUGGGCAGUCGCGCGAGUUUUACCAGAAUCAACGCAUUUUCGUGCAGCUCUCAUUGAAAGAGAUUGUUCCUUUGGCAGGUGGCGUCAUCGCUAUACAACUGAAUUCUUUCCUGGGCACCUGCAAGAUGGCUUAUUCUUUGUAUAUGGUGUGCAAUCGUAUGAAAUAGUUAUUGCCCGAAUAUAUGGGGCUUCUAACAAAUGAGAUGUUUGAGAGAAGUUGUCUAACAGAAAGUGGUUCAAACGGUUCAGUUUAAGCAAAAUAACAAAUAAGGUUUGAGUUUCAUAGCAAAAUUUCUUUUUUUAUCUUUAAGUUAAAUGUCUAUUAUGGAUAAAUAUUGUUUAUUUUCUUAAACUGUUGUUUUUUUUUAGCUCAAUACUUUUGGUUUUAAGUAAUCCAUUCCUUCAUUUGUGCUUUCUAUAAGCUUCCUCAGCAUUUGCUGCGACGAGUUUCGAAUAAUCUUGGAAUUACAGUAAUUUUUUUAUUAAUUUUUUCGACUUUUUAAAUACAUGACAGUUUGAAAGUUUGACAGUUCAUACACCACAAUCUUGUCGCUAAUAUUCUCAGUUGGAAUUUUUUUAUUUACAGUAAUCUCUUCUUUGUAAUAAAGCAUAUAGCUCGUUUACGUAUAUAUAUUACAAAAACCACAAAUUUCGAAUAUAUCUUAUUGGUAUUAUAUAAUUGUGUAGUUGUUUCUCUACGUUCAAAGUUUUAGCUAUUCCAACAUUCGAUAGCCGCAGACCUUCCUCAACUCGCUAACGCCGAAGCAAAUAUUCGAUCAUACAAAAUUCGCCACGGAAUCCAUUGAAAUUGGAGUAUGAGUUCCGACAAUAGUCAAGCAAUCAAAAUUGCAAUCAAAGCGGCGCCAAAUGCAAAUUGAAUUGAAUUCUAAAUGCCAACCGCUAAAAUAGUACUGAGUAUUUUUACCUGCGGCAGAAAUCAAGAACUAAAAGCAAAAACAAAGGUGCACUAACAAAAAAUUAAAGAAAACAAAAAAUACAACUGUAAACAAACCGAAGAAACAAAUAAAAUGCAAUUUCUGAAAUUAUUUGAAAAAUGUGAAAAAAAUAUUUGAUUAUUUUUCUAUAAACAUGUGCUUUUGAGUGUGGAAAAAAAC